AGGUUACUUUCUUCCCAAAUCCCAGUCAGGCAGAUCUAAUUAAUUCAUUGAAUAAUUGUGAACAGUAUACAGUAAAGAGUGUGAUUUUGUAGAGAGCCAGAGAGGUCAAAUCGAGUGGCCAAAGGUUGGGUGUCUUGUUUCGUAUUUUUGUGGUGCUGCUGCUGGUAUUGGCUAAGAGGCUUUCAAACAGAAUCCAUUGAGAGAAAAAAAAAAAAAGAUGUAAGAGAGAGAAGAAGGAAACCCCAACCCAAUAAUCAUACUCGUACUUGGGAUGAUAUUGGAUCAUCUCAACCUCAAUUUUCUACAAUAUUAAAUAAACAAUCACCUUCAUUUUUUUUUUCUCCUCUUCAUUUCUGAUCUCAUCCCCAUGGAUCCCUUUGAUUUAAUACGCGAAGGGUUUGGUUGAGGCUGACUGGACAUGCGCUGUUACUACUUUUAAAGUCUGUUUAUGCUGUAGUUAUUUUGUCCAUAUUUUAGUUAAUAAUGAACUUAUCCAAGAAAGGACCCCUAAGGGAUGCAAAGCUAUUAAGCCCAAACAAGGCAACAACUCUGAAUCCAAAUGCAGCAGAGUUUGUUCCUUUUGCCCUCAGAUCAUCGUCAUUAUCUGGAACUACCAGCUCGGUAGAUGCAACAGCAAAGCUUUCUGCUGCUGGAGCUCUUGGGAAAGCAGUUUUUGAUAGAUCAGAAUCAUCCAUUUCAAAUAAUUCUGAUGAUGAGGUACACCAAUACUGGCGAUGUCAGCUCCCUGAUGAUAUCACCCCUGAUUUCAAGGUCAUGGGAGAAGAUGAGUCUCGAGUUCUUGAUGAUCUUUCUUUAGCAGGCUUAUCCAUACAUGAUGACAAUGAAGCCUCCAGGUUUCCUUCUUCUAAAGGAAGUAAAUAUAUUAUAAAUGAGCAGGAGGAAAUAUCUCAACAGCAUGUUAAUGGCAAUAGCUUGGCAGAUAAACUAGGGUUUUCCAAUUCAAGCUACAGGGAGGACCCAUCUUCUGGAAGCUUUUUGAAUGUUCUGGCAAAGCCUUGGGAGGGGCCAAUUGGGAGUGCUGACCAGUGUAUUAGCAGUGGUCAAGAGGGCCUUACUUAUGAUGACAACUCUAUACAUGGAUACUUAAAUGAUGUUUUGGUUGAAAAUGCAAUUGUGGAUGAUACUGAUCUGAAUCCUUUGGAGUUUUUAGCUUCCCUGUUCCCUGGUUUUGCAGCAGAAAGCCUUGCGGAAGCUUACUUUGCUAAUGGAUGUGAUUUACAUCUGACCACUGAGAUGCUCAAUCAGUUAGAGCUUCAAGUUGAUGGCGGUUUCAAUCAGAAUCUGAAUUCAAAGACUCUGUCAGCUCCCAAUCUCAGUGCAAUGGACUACCCUGCACUUACUUCACCAGAUGGCCAGACUGCUUCAGUAAAAUAUGUGGUUGAUAAUGUCCAACAAAGUGGCAAUCCUUACCGAUCAUUUGACAGUGAUGUGCUGCUUUUCAAAUCUGGCUCUUCAGUUCCAUCUGGGGGUGGUGCUAUUGAAUUUGCUUCAGCUGUUAGGAAGUUGGCUUCUCAGGAUUCUGGUGGUAUUUGGAAGUAUGAAAAAAAUGGCUCUGGUGAUGCUGCUAUCGGCUCAAGUAGGACUUCAAAUGUUCUGGCUAGUGAUUACAAUGGUGGACAGGGGAGAGCACACUUUGUUGAUCGGUUACAGAACGUUGGUUCAGCUCGGGCAGCUCCUGUUUGGCUUGAAACCAGUGAUGCAGUUGCAAAUAUGUUUUCAGAGCUGCGGGAAGAGGCUCGCGAUCAUGCAUGCUUACGUAAUGCAUAUUUUGAGCAGGCACAGCAAGCCUAUCUAAUUGGUGAUAAAGCCCUAGCAAAGGAACUAAGUGCUAAAGGGCAACUGCACAACAUGCAUAUGAAGGCUGCUCAUGGAAAAGCUCAAGAAUCCAUUUACCGCCAGAGAAAUCCAGUUGCUCCAGAGGUGCAGGGCAAUGGAAGAGGAAAUGAGAGGAUAGUAGACCUACAUGGGUUGCACGCAAGUGAAGCCAUUCAUGUGCUGAAACAUGAGUUGAGUGUGCUGAAAAGCACUGCCAUAGCUGCCGAGCAGCGUUUGCAGGUUUAUAUUCUUGUGGGGACAGGUCAUCAUACCAGGGGUUCUCGCACUCCUGCGAGACUUCCAAUAGCUGUACAGCGUUUUCUUCUUGAAGAGGGCAUUGACUUCAUGGAAACUCAGCCAGGCCUACUACGUGUUGUGAUAUAUGUUCCGAACUCGAAGAUGCACUUGCGACUUCGAGCUGCCACUUCCACUGCAAACCCAUUGACCCCACGCGCUCACCUCAUCCACUCUCUCCCUCAAUGCUUCUCCAUCCUCCGCCAGGCCAUCGCCGCCUCCGACUUAUCCCUCGGAAAGCGCGCCCACGCCCGCAUCCUCACGUCCGGCCACCACCCCGACCGCUUCGUCACCAACAACCUCAUCACCAUGUAUGCCAAAUGCGGCUCCCUUUCCUCCGCGCGCAAACUGUUCGAUACAACGCCCGACACCAACCGUGACCUCGUUACCUGGAACGCCAUCCUCUCCGCCCUCGCCGCCCACGCUGACAAAUCCCACGACGGCUUCCACCUCUUCCGUCUCCUCCGUCGCUCCGUUGUCUCCACCACGCGCCACACUCUCGCCCCCGUCUUCAAAAUGUGCCUCCUCUCAGCUUCCCCCUCCGCCUCCGAGUCCCUCCACGGUUACGCCGUCAAGAUCGGAUUACAAUGGGACGUGUUCGUCGCCGGUGCUCUGGUCAACAUAUAUGCCAAAUUUGGACUAAUCAGAGAGGCACGCGUUCUGUUCGACGGAAUGGCUGUGAGAGACGUUGUUCUCUGGAACGUCAUGAUGAAGGCUUACGUCGACACAUGUCUCGAAUACGAAGCGAUGCUUCUCUUCUCUGAGUUUCAUCGAACUGGAUUCCGUCCCGAUGACGUCACUCUCCGCACUCUCUCGCGGGUUGUUAAAUGUAAGAAAAACAUUUUGGAAUUGAAGCAGUUUAAAGCUUAUGCGACGAAGUUGUUUAUGUAUGAUGAUGAUGGUUCAGAUGUUAUUGUGUGGAACAAGGCACUGUCUCGGUUUCUUCAGAGAGGUGAAGCUUGGGAAGCUGUUGAUUGUUUUGUGGAUAUGAUAAACUCACGUGUUGCGUGUGAUGGCUUGACUUUUGUUGUGAUGUUGACUGUGGUUGCCGGUUUGAACUGUCUUGAACUGGGGAAACAGAUUCACGGCAUUGUCAUGAGGUCCGGGUUGGAUCAAGUUGUCUCUGUUGGGAAUUGCCUUAUCAAUAUGUAUGUUAAGGCUGGUUCUGUUUCUCGUGCGAGGUCGGUGUUUGGUCAAAUGAAUGAAGUGGAUUUGAUAUCGUGGAACACCAUGAUAUCUGGUUGCACGCUGAGUGGUUUGGAGGAGUGUUCUGUUGGGAUGUUUGUUCAUUUAUUACGCGACAGUUUAUUGCCAGAUCAAUUCACUGUUGCAAGCGUUUUGAGGGCUUGUUCGUCUCUUGAAGGAGGUUACUAUCUUGCCACACAGAUUCAUGCUUGUGCAAUGAAAGCUGGUGUCGUCUUGGAUUCGUUUGUUUCAACUGCUCUGAUUGAUGUCUAUUCCAAGCGUGGGAAGAUGGAGGAAGCGGAAUUUCUUUUUGUUAACCAAGAUGGAUUUGAUUUGGCUUCGUGGAAUGCUAUAAUGCAUGGAUACAUUGUGAGUGGUGAUUUUCCUAAGGCAUUGAGGCUUUACAUUUUAAUGCAAGAAAGUGGAGAGAGAUCGGAUCAGAUUACUCUGGUGAAUGCAGCUAAAGCUGCUGGGGGAUUGGUGGGGCUUAAACAAGGGAAGCAAAUUCACGCUGUUGUUGUGAAAAGGGGUUUUAAUUUAGAUUUGUUUGUCACUAGUGGUGUUCUUGACAUGUAUCUAAAAUGUGGAGAGAUGGAAAGUGCACGCAGAGUUUUCAGUGAAAUACCCUCACCUGAUGAUGUUGCUUGGACUACUAUGAUAUCAGGAUGUGUGGAGAAUGGACAAGAGGAACAUGCUCUUUUCACGUACCAUCAGAUGAGACUUUCCAAGGUGCAGCCUGAUGAGUAUACCUUUGCUACCCUUGUCAAGGCUUGCUCUCUUUUAACGGCAUUGGAACAAGGGAGACAAAUUCAUGCAAAUAUUGUAAAGCUAAACUGUGCUUUUGAUCCUUUUGUAAUGACCUCACUUGUUGACAUGUAUGCUAAGUGUGGAAAUAUAGAAGAUGCGCGUGGUUUAUUUAAAAGAACGAACACGAGGAGGAUUGCCUCAUGGAAUGCCAUGAUAGUAGGAUUAGCUCAACAUGGAAAUGCCAAGGAAGCCCUUCAGUUUUUCAAAUAUAUGAAAUCUAGGGGUGUAAUGCCAGAUAGAGUUACUUUUAUAGGGGUUCUUUCUGCGUGCAGUCACUCUGGUUUGGUAUCUGAAGCCUAUGAGAAUUUUUAUUCCAUGCAGAAAAACUAUGGUAUUGAACCUGAGAUUGAGCACUAUUCUUGUCUAGUUGAUGCCCUUAGCCGUGCAGGGCGGAUAGAAGAAGCUGAAAAGGUGAUAUCAUCAAUGCCUUUUGAAGCUUCUGCUUCAAUGUAUAGAACAUUGCUUAAUGCUUGUAGGGUUCAGGUUGACAGAGAGACAGGAAAGCGUGUAGCAGAAAAGCUUUUGGCCUUGGAGCCAUCUGAUUCAGCUGCUUAUGUUCUUUUAUCCAAUGUUUAUGCGGCUGCUAACCAAUGGGAAAAUGUGGCGAGUGCUAGAAAUAUGAUGAGAAAAGUAAAUGUGAAGAAGGAUCCUGGGUUUAGUUGGGUAGAUUUGAAGAACAAGGUGCAUUUGUUUGUAGCCGGUGAUAGGUCGCAUGAAGAAACUGAUGUGAUAUAUAAUAAGGUGGAGUAUAUUAUGAAGAGGAUCAGAGAAGAAGGCUAUGUCCCUGACACAGACUUUGCACUUGUUGAUGUAGAAGAAGAAGAUAAAGAGUGUUCUUUAUAUUAUCAUAGUGAGAAGCUAGCAAUAGCGUAUGGGCUUAUGAAAACUCCACCAUCCACUACAUUAAGGGUAAUUAAAAACCUCAGAGUGUGUGGAGAUUGCCAUAGUGCAAUCAAAUAUAUAUCAAAGGUUUUUAAGCGAGAGAUUGUUUUGAGAGAUGCAAAUCGAUUUCAUCAUUUCAGGAAUGGGAUUUGCUCUUGUGGUGAUUACUGGUGACAAUUGAAUGUUUCCCUUAACACUAUCCCAUUAUUUAAGUGGGCUUAUGUGAGAGCCAUUAGCUAACCUUCCUUUGGUUGGCUCCUCUUUGUCA
Glycine soja is the source of this 5272-nucleotide messenger RNA. Its product is annotated as pentatricopeptide repeat-containing protein At4g33170-like. The transcript is spliced from 7 exons. The record is from RefSeq and is a predicted model, not a curated record. Gene Ontology annotation, molecular function: zinc ion binding; RNA binding; protein binding. NCBI's taxonomy places the organism in Eukaryota, Viridiplantae, Streptophyta, Magnoliopsida, Fabales, Fabaceae. The coding region runs from base 484 to 5178 and encodes 1564 amino acids. Gene Ontology annotation, biological process: RNA modification.